UGGGCUAGCCCAGGCCGGCGAGGGAGCGGCGGGGCCGGCGCCAUGGCCGAGCGGGGCCGCCUGGGCCUGGCCGGCGCGCCCGCCGCGCUCAACACGCCGGUGCCCAUGAACCUGUUCGCCACCUGGGAGGUGGACGGCUCCAGCCCCAGCUGCGUGCCCAGGUUGUGCAGCCUGACCUUGAAGAAGCUGGUGGUCUUCAAGGAGCUGGAGAAGGAGCUCAUCUCGGUGGUGAUUGCUGUCAAGAUGCAGGGCUCCAAGCGGAUCCUGCGGUCCCACGAGAUCGUGCUGCCCCCCAGUGGACAAGUGGAAACUGACCUGGCGCUGACGUUCUCCCUGCAGUACCCCCACUUCUUGAAAAGAGAAGGCAACAAGCUUCAGAUCAUGUUGCAGCGAAGAAAGCGGUACAAGAACCGGACGAUCCUGGGCUACAAAACGCUGGCGGCUGGUUCCAUCAACAUGGCCGAGGUGAUGCAGCAGCCGUCGGAGGGCGGCCAGGUGCUGAGCCUCUGCAGCAACAUCAAGGAGGCCGCGGUCAAGGUGGCCGAGAUCUGGAUCUUCUCCCUGUCCAGCCAGCCUAUCGACCACGAGGACAGCACCAUGCAGGCCGGCCCCAAGGCCAAGUCCACCGAUAACUACUCCGAGGAGGAGUACGAGAGCUUCUCCUCCGAGCAGGAAGCCAGCGACGACGCCGUGCAGGGGCAGGAUUUGGACGAGGAUGACUUCGACGUGGGGAAGCCCAAGAAGCAACGGCGAUCGAUAGUAAGAACGACGUCCAUGACCAGGCAACAGAACUUCAAGCAGAAGGUCGUGGCCCUGCUGCGGAGAUUUAAAGUUUCCGACGAGGUCCUGGACUCGGAGCAGGACCCUGCAGAGCAUGUCCCCGAGGUGGAGGAGGACCUGGACCUUCUGUACGACACGCUGGACAUGGAGAACCCCAGUGACAGCGGCCCCGACAUGGAGGACGACGACAGCGUCCUCAGCACCCCCAAGCCAAAGCUCAGGCCGUACUUCGAAGGCUUGUCCCACUCCAGCUCGCAGACAGAGAUCGGGAGUAUCCACAGUGCCCGGAGCCAGAAGGAGCCUCCGAGUCCGGCUGACGUGCCUGAGAAGACGCGGGCCCUCGGAGGGAAGCAGCCAAGUGACAGCAUCUCCGAUUCCGUGGCCCAUAGCGCGCCCACCCCGGGGGAGCAGCCAGCCCCGCCCGAGGACAGCCCGGAGGUGGAGCCCUCUGCCCUGGACACGUUCACCGAGAAGCUGCCACCCAGUGGGCGGAUCACCAAGACAGAGUCUCUGGUCAUUCCCUCCACCAGGGCCGAGGGGAAGCAGGCCGGCCGCCGGGGCCGGAGCACGUCGCUGAAGGAGCGGCAGCCGGCGCGUCCGCAGAACGAGCGGGCCAACAGCCUGGACAACGAGCGCUGCCCGGACACUCGGAGCCAGCUGCAGAUCCCCAGGAAGACUGUGUAUGACCAGUUAAACCACAUCCUCAUCUCAGAUGACCAGCUCCCCGAAAACAUCAUUCUUGUCAACACCUCGGACUGGCAGGGGCAGUUCCUCUCAGACGUCCUGCAGCGGCACACGCUCCCCGUGGUGUGCACGUGCUCUGCUGCCGACGUCCAGGCGGCCUUCAGCACUAUCGUCUCUCGGAUACAGAGAUACUGCAACUGCAAUUCCCAGCCGCCGACCCCCGUGAAGAUCGCCGUGGCGGGAGCGCAGCAUUACCUCAGCGCCAUUCUGCGGCUCUUCGUGGAGCAGCUGUCCCACAAGACCCCCGACUGGCUGGGCUACAUGCGCUUCCUCGUCAUCCCGCUGGGCUCCCACCCGGUGGCCAGAUACCUGGGCUCCGUGGACUACAGGUACAACAACUUCUUCCAGGAUCUGACCUGGAGAGACCUAUUCAACAAACUGGAGGCCCAGAGCGCCGUGCAGGACACGCCGGACAUUGUGUCGAGGAUCACGCAGUACAUCUCAGGGGCCAACUGCGCCCACCAGCUGCCCAUCGCGGAGGCCAUGCUGACCUACAAGCAGAAGAGCCCCGACGAAGAGUCCUCUCAGAAGUUCAUUCCCUUCGUAGGGGUGGUGAAGGUUGGAAUAGUGGAGCCAUCUUCGGCCACUUCAGCCCACAGCUGCCUGGCCUCCCCGCCAUGUCUGGGUCCAGAGGGCUUGGGGCAGAGCAGCGCGGGAGCUCAGCACUGGCCCCCGACUCCUUCCCAAGGUGACUCAGAUGACGCGGCCCCCUCGGGCUCCAGCGCACUCUCGUCCACCCCGCCGUCCACAUCUCCUGCGGCCAAGGAGGCCUCACCCACCCCGCCCUCCUCCCCGUCGGUGAGCGGGGGCCUGUCCUCCCCCAGCCAGGGCGUCGGCGCCGAGCUGAUGGGGCUGCAGGUGGAUUACUGGACGGCAGCCCAGCCCGCAGACAGGAAGAGAGAUGCGGAGAGGAAGGACCCGCCCACCACCAAAAACACACUCAAGUGCACCUUCCGGUCUCUCCAGGUCAGCAGGCUGCCCAGCAGCGGCGAGGCUGCGGCCACGCCCACCAUGUCCAUGACCGUGGUCACCAAGGAGAAGAACAAGAAGGUGAUGUUUUUGCCCAAGAAAACCAAGGACAAGGAUGUAGAGUCCAAAAGCCAGUGCAUUGAGGGCAUCAGCCGCCUCAUCUGCACCGCCAAGCACCAGCAGAACAUGCUGCGGGUCCUCAUCGACGGUGUGGAGUGGAACGACGUCAAGUUCUUCCAGCUGGCGGCCCAGUGGUCCUCCCACGUCAAGCACUUCCCCAUCUGCAUCUUCGGACACUCCAAGUCCACCUUUUAGCCCCGCCUGCCAAGGGGCCGCGCCGGCUCCCCGCCCUGCAGCCCUGCGAUGGCCGAGCGCCGGGAGGGCCCAGCUGCUUUUCUGUUAACAUUUCAGUUUACUGCAGAGACAGACCCUUAAAAACCCAGAGAAAAACAGUCUUAAGUAUGAACAUGCUCACUACCUGGAAACUAACGGGGCAGCCCCCCACCGGGACCCCACAACUGCUCUGCUUCUUAACCAGAACGUUCGGCAGGGGUGGGAGGUCAGGCGGACAGUGUUGAACUUGAGAAUCGUGGAAGGUGUGUUGUGGCCUCAGGACUCCCCCCACCCAGCCCCCCAACAAGAAGGGUUCUUGCCUUUGCGUCCUGUCCUUCCUGAAAGCCAGGACUCUGCUUCCUCGGAGCCAGGGUCCGGCAGGCGGCCACCCCGACCCCCGGCUGCCUGUGUGCCCAGGCACCGAGCUGGGUGGCCAGAGGCCAAAGGCCAGCCUUCUGUCGGGGGCGUCCUGGGCAGAACAGAGGCCAGUCAGGCCAGUCAGCCCAGCCCUGGGCCCCAGCCACCAACCAGGCAAGAGAUGCCCCGGCACCGCCCACUCGUGGAUCCCAGUGACCUCCAGCCACAGGGGGCAGUGGCGGUUUUAUAGUCGCGGAUUUUUUAAUGCUUUCAAAUACAUGUUGCAAUGUAGCUGCCAAAAAGACGUUGCUCUUCUGAAGCCCCGACAGCCCCUUAGGGCUGAGGCAGAGCAGCUGUGCUGCCCGGGGUCCCCGCCCCCCACACCCACUGCUCCCCCCCGGCCGUCCCCGCGGCGCCGCUCUGCUUCUGCGAGUUGUGCCUGCCCCAGACUUAGUGGGCACGGUGGCUUCCGCAGCUGCCACCUCCUGCCCCCACCCCAGCCCCCGUGCUGGCUGGGAGGUGUUUGGCCAGGCAGCCAGGUGUUUGUCCUCUGAAACACUAAUGUGGCCAGUUAGAGCUCAGACAAGGCGGCCAGACCAUAGGGGCCAAGCCCCGUUGGGGCUGUGGGUGAAGCUGGGGCCCCACCUCUAGGCCGGGCUCCUCAGGACGGAGAUGUUUGUGGUCUGGGUCCCUGCGGAGGGGGGGCGAGCCUACCCUCCACCUGAGGCCAGGGUCCUCGCCAGUCCUCCCACUACCCCACAGGCCUGCACCCCAGCACUCCACAGGAAGAGCCCCCCAGCUCCUGCCCCUUGGCAGCUGUGGCGGUAGGACCGUGGUGACCCACCCAGGGGGCUGUGAGCCCAGUUUCCUAGGGCCGAGAGCCACACAUGCUGUGCUCAGAAACAGUGCCAAACGCAGACAGGCUGCAGGCCUUUCCCGCUCUUCUGGAGGACGGGCCUCACCAACAGCCUGUGGCACAGAGGGGUCCCACUUAGUGGAUGGAAAAUGGCUUAUUUUAUUACCUGCUUACCUCCCCCAGGUGGCUGUACGGGGUCCGAGUGUCCAUGGCUGAGGGCCUUGGACCUAGCUGGCAGACAGCGUUUGGACAUGGCCUUGGACCAGGGGCCCUGCCCCUCCCUGGGAAGGACCUGGGGGAGGGUGCAGGCCGCUGAGCUGAGGACCCCUUGGGCGGCCUGUGCAGCAUGUGCCUGCGGCUACACUCAGAAGCAGCCUGGGGACCUUGAGCCUCCCCCCUCGUUCCCACCACUGGCCUCAGGGCCUUGGUUACUGCUCGCGUUUCCAAAGGUCACACUCAACGGGAAGGAGGUGCAGGUGACACACCCUUGACUUAGCUUUCCAGCUGCAGAGCUAGUUUUAGAAGAAGGGCCAAAGGGGGCUGUCCCAUCCACCCCUACUGUGAGCUGUCUUCCUCACGCCUCCCUGUGUCCUUGUACCCACAAGGAGAAGACACCCAGCACCUCCACCCUGUGCCGCUGGGCCUGCAGAGCCCAGUUGUGGUCUGUCCAGUGCCACGGGGCCCACCGGCCACACUGUUUAUGGGCCCAGGAGGUCGUGCAGAUGACCCCAACCACCAUAACUCACUUGGAGACCUGGGCUUUGCUCACGCUGGUGCCUCGGUUUCCCCAUCGGCUAAACGGGGAUGGUCACGUUUCCCCAGCCUACCUCAUGGAGCUGUUCUGAGGAUACAUACAAAAGCACUUUGUCCCUGGGAGGAAGGUGAUGCAGAAGCCAAAGCCGUCUGUGACUGAGCCAGUGCAGCCGUGAGCACGUGGAGGGCGGUGGGGGCAAGUGAGGAACACGGGCCCCAGACCAUGACCCACAGGACAGGAGCAGGGGUCCUCAGCCCAUUGGGUGACCAGUGGUCCUUAGGACUCAAAGGUUAAGCCACCAGCCACCUUCGGGUAAGGCCAGGCUCCUCGUGGGCCUGGUGGCAUGGUGUGGGCAAGCUCUGCCCUCGCUGAGGUCCCGUGGAGGUGAGCUCCAGCCCUGUAUCCCGGCCACUGCUUCUCCCUCCUUGUGUUGGUCCCCUGGGUCCCCAUCUCCUCAGGGCAUGCAGGCCGGUGUCCCGAGUCAGUGUCACGGCUGCAGAUCCGGAAGGAGAGGGACUCUGGGCCCAGAACCAAAGGUCUCUGUGCAGCAGCAGGCAGAUCAGAGCAGCCAGGGCCAGCAUUGCUGCCCUGUCCUCACUCCCAGAUAUGAAGACCUGACUGGCCUUUGUCCCAGAACAGGUUCCUCAUGACAAGACCGGGCCACUUGCUCCCAAAGGCCAGUUGCCUGACCCCUACACCUGUUCCUUGACCCCUCCCGAGACCCGUCCUGUCCUCCGGUGGAGAGGAAGAUAAGUCCUUGGCAGGGGCCUGAGGACUGGGCUUGGGGGUCCCUCCCCCAGGGGAGGCUAAGGGGUGCCGCCGUGCGUUCCUGCAGACCCCCCGUCCAGUUCUUUGUGCGUUGUUUGGUUUCUAGGAUGUACGUGUUGCUAGGUUUUUGUGUGUUUUUUUUAAAUGGAAAACAGGAUUAAUGUAAAUAGCGUUUUUGGAAAACAGAUUCUAAUCUCACGUUAUGUGACCACGUGGAGUAUUUUAAGGUGCUGAUGCGACACUAAUAAACGCGGGGAGCACUCCCAGGCCCUC
Messenger RNA from Aethalodelphis obliquidens (Pacific white-sided dolphin), 5834 nucleotides. It is a transcript of the gene PACS2, whose product is annotated as phosphofurin acidic cluster sorting protein 2. Bases 43 to 2808 code for a protein of 921 amino acids. The record is from RefSeq and is a predicted model, not a curated record. Gene Ontology annotation, molecular function: transmembrane transporter binding. Gene Ontology annotation, biological process: protein localization to plasma membrane. The transcript has 24 exons. Lineage: Eukaryota; Metazoa; Chordata; Mammalia; Artiodactyla; Delphinidae.